Messenger RNA from Eurytemora carolleeae, 552 nucleotides. RefSeq lists its product as uncharacterized. The record is from RefSeq and is a predicted model, not a curated record. The transcript is spliced from 7 exons. NCBI's taxonomy places the organism in Eukaryota, Metazoa, Arthropoda, Copepoda, Calanoida, Temoridae. The coding region runs from base 16 to 510 and encodes 164 amino acids.
GGCCUUAUUUCAAGCAUGAAUUCUGUUAGGAUGUUGAAAUUUGUUGUCAUGUUGUCUGUAACGGCUUUCUCUCCUGCCCUGGCAGGACCCUCCAUGCCUUUAUCAGUAAAUGUACCAUGUUUGAGUGGGAGGCCUAGGGAGGGAACAACUGUACCAUCUUGUACUAAGGAUUCAGGAAUCUUCAGUACAAGCAAAUGUACUCCUGUACCACAAACAGCCUGUGCUCUGGUUUAUGAUGACAAGGACUGCAAGGGGUGGAAGUUAGAGGUUCCCCAGGGUGAACUUCAGUUCCACUGGUGGUCUCCUGUUUGGUACUGGUACAGAAACGACAUUGAAUCUGUGUCUGUAAGAGCUGGUUGUACACUGACAGGGUUUGAUGAUUCCAGCUUUAACGGACAAAGUGCAACUAUUAGAGCAGGAACAAAGGACAGAUUUGUAAACCUGGAUGAUGAGGAUGAAUUUGAAAAUAUGGACGAAGAAUUUGAAUCCCUCCAAUGUAGUUGUAACUAAUUUGUAAACAAACACAACCUAAAUAUAUUUUUAUCAAAUUCA